AUGAAUCCGCCUUCACCCAAUCAAUUUACGAACCACAAUGAGCUUCUUGAAUAUAUUCAUGCUUUUUCUGAAACUCAAGAAUACGCAGUAACUACAAAGAGGUCACGAUCGGAUAUCAAUGGUGAAAUAAAAAAUAUUACAUUAGGAUGUGACAGAAGUGGUGUUUAUAGGAACAGGUUAAAUCUAACAGAUGGUUCGCGUCAUAGAAAAACAGCAUCAAGACUUUUAAAUUGUCCUUUUGAGCUUUUUGGAACCAAACAUAAUAAUGUUUGGCAUCUUGAAAUCAGAAAUUUUGAGCAUAAUCAUGAAGCAUUUACAGAUAUGUUAGGUCACCCAGUUGCUAGAAGAUUAAAUGUUGAGCAAAAAGAACUAGUCUGGAGAAUGGCUGCUGCUGGUUCUUGUCCAUGCCAAAUUUUAUCAACAAUAUGUCAGAGUGAUUCAUCUUCUAAGGCUAUAUCUAGAACAGUCUACAACGCCUUAUAUUCUAUUCGUCAAGAAAGGCUUGAUGGUCAUACACCAGUCCAAGCCCUUCUUGAUGAAUUACAAGAAUCAGAUUUCGAAUUUGAAUAUCAAUGUGAUGACCAAAACCAUAUAACACAUCUCUUCUUUGCCCACAGAAUAUCUAUUGCCUUAACUCAUACCUAUCCCACUGCACUGCUAAUAGAUUGCACGUACAAGACUAAUAGAUAUAAAAUGCCUCUGAUGAAUGUUGUCAGCAUGUCAAGUUUUAACAUGACUUUUUAUUCCUGCUUUGCUUUUUUAAGCGAUGAAACGGAAUUGGAUUAUGAGUGGGUGUUGAUCUGUAUAUUAAAAAUUUUCAACAACAUGUCACAUCCUAAUGUUAUUGUUACCGAUCAGGAGUUUGCAUUGAUGAAAGCUAUAAAAAAAGUAUUUCCUAAUACUCAACAUAUCCUAUGUAUAUGGCAUAUAAAUAAAAACAUAUUAGCUAAAUGUAAGCGUUAUUUCACUACUGAUGAGAAUUGGACAGAAUUUAUCAGAAUGUGGCAAGUUGUAAUAGGAUCUGUCACUGAGCAAGACUUUGAAAUUCAAUGGAAUGAAUUUUUAAAAAGUUACUCAAACAAACCUGAGGUCUUAAAAUAUCUUCAAGAAACUUGGUUGCCAUAUAAGAAACAUUUCAUUUCUGCCUAUACUAAUCGUCACUUACAUCUUAGUGAUCUUGAGUUGGUGUUUCACAAAAUCAUAUUACAAGUAGAAUCUCAAGAAAGAGAAAUCCGUGCAACAAUUUCUUAUCAGCGUAUGAAAGUGCAACAUAUGCAUCAGAUUCCUUUGUUUGAACCUAUCCUAUACCGUGUCUCCUUCUUUGUCCUGAACAAGAUACAUGAAGAGUUAAUUAAAGUUUUAAAUGCAAUACUGGAUUCUUCUUUAAAACCUUGUACAGGAAUUCAAGGUCAUCGUAUUGAAUUUCUGGAACCCACCUACCUUGUGAAUAAUAAUCAGAGUGAUCUCCAACCUCUCUUGCAGUCUCUUAUACAGGUCUACCAGUUUUGGCCACUACAUCAACAAGUUGCCAUCUAUUCCCAGUUAGAAGAGUUAGUGAAUACUCCUCCUAUUGUGCUGGAAGAUCCAGUAAUUAGUAGACCACGUGGAAGACCAGUUGGUGCAAAGAAUAAAAAUAAAAGGUCAACACAUAGGGAUCUAUCCGAAUUUGAGCAUACUGAGAAACAUUCAAGACAAUGUG
Messenger RNA from Cetraspora pellucida, 1699 nucleotides. The record is from the annotation of a GenBank genome assembly. NCBI's taxonomy places the organism in Eukaryota, Fungi, Glomeromycota, Glomeromycetes, Diversisporales, Gigasporaceae.